Chionomys nivalis (European snow vole) is the source of this 835-nucleotide messenger RNA. It is a transcript of the gene Cd40lg, whose product is annotated as CD40 ligand. Gene Ontology annotation, molecular function: tumor necrosis factor receptor binding. Gene Ontology annotation, cellular component: membrane. Bases 7 to 789 code for a protein of 260 amino acids. The record is from RefSeq and is a predicted model, not a curated record. The transcript has 5 exons. Gene Ontology annotation, biological process: immune response. Lineage: Eukaryota; Metazoa; Chordata; Mammalia; Rodentia; Cricetidae.
GCCAGCAUGAUAGAAACAUACAGUCAACCUUCUCCCCGAUCCGUGGCUCCCGGACUGCCCGUCAGCAUGAAAAUUCUUCUGUACAUACUCACAGCUUUUCUCAUCACCCAGAUGAUUGGCUCGGCACUUUAUGCUGUGUAUCUUCAUCGAAGACUGGAUAAGGUAGAAGAGGAAGUAAGCUUUCAUGAAGAUUUUGUAUUCAUAAAACAGCUACAGAAAUGCAUCAAAGGAGAAGGAUCCUUAUCCUUGCUGAACUGCAAGGAGGUCAAAAGGAGAUAUGAAGACCUCGUCAAGGAUGUAAGUUUAAACACAGAAGAGAAAAAAGAAACCAGCUUUGAAAUGCAAAAAGGUGAUGAAGACCCUCAAAUUGCAGUACAUGUUGUCAGUGAGGCCAACAGUAAAACAACAUCUGUUCUACAGUGGGCCAAGAAAGGAUAUUAUACCAUGAAAAACAACUUGGUAACACUCGAAAGUGGGAAACAGCUGACCGUUAAAAGACAAGGACUCUACUAUGUGUACACCCAAGUCACCUUCUGUUCUAAUCAGCAGCCUUCGAGUAAAGACCCAUUUUUAGUCAGCCUCUGUCUGAAGUCCACCAGCGGAUCUGAGAGAAUCUUACUCAGGGCAGCAAACACGCACAGUUCCUCCAAGCCCUGCGGCCAACAGUCUGUUCACUUGGGAGGAGUGUUUGAGUUGCAAGAAGACUCUUCUUUGUUCGUCAACGUGACUGAUGCAAGCCAAGUGAUGCACGGAGUUGGCUUCACAUCUUUCGGCUUGCUCAAAAUCUGAACAGUGUGCUGUCCUCGGCUGCAGCAGGGCUGAUGCUGGCAGCCUU